Molecule: messenger RNA, 1020 nt
Organism: Hyaloperonospora brassicae
Lineage: Eukaryota; Oomycota; Peronosporomycetes; Peronosporales; Peronosporaceae
Source: the annotation of a GenBank genome assembly
AUGGCGCAACUUCUUCGGGCUGCAGCCAAUGGCGAUCUCGAGAAAGUGACUGAGUUGCGCAGUAGUUGGGCGUUCCAGAACAAGAAGGGCGAGUCAGUGCUGCAUGUGGCUGUAGCCGAAGAUCAACUGGACAUCGUGCAGCAUCUCGUGGCCAAUGGUGCGAUGCUCAAUCUGCAGGACAAGAAGCACUGCUUUACGCCGCUGAUGCUGGCGCUGGCCCAGCAACCACCAAGGUUCAAGGAAAUCAUUGAGGCACUGCUGAAGGGCAAACCCGACUUGAACCUGCACAACUCGUCGGGUCAGACGGCUGUACAUUUGGCAGCAGAGUACGAAGAGCUGGAGAUUCUCAAGCUGCUGCUGGGCUCGAAAGCCAAAGUGGAUGCUGCUGACAAUGAGAACAUGACAGCACUCCAUGUCGCGGUUGGAAAGGGGAAUCUUGACAUCGUCCGGCUCCUGCUUGAAACAGGCCGUGCGAAUGUGAACGUUGUGGACAGCAAGGGCAACACACCACUGCACUGGGCAUGUAUCAAGAUUUGUGACGACCAGCUCGAGUUGAUCAACUACUUGAUCUCGAAGGGUGCAAAGCCUCUCAAGAAUGUGCACGGACACACGCCUCUGCACUCGGAGGCGAUGCACUGUGACCCGACUACGGAUUGGCCUACUGCAGCCGCAGAGGUACUGACGACUGUGUUCCCAGAUCUGGUAGCUGAGACCAGCAACAGGGGCUUGACCGCCCGGCAGACUUUUGAGCAGGGCAUUGACUCAGAAGAGCCAGUGAAGCCGUCUCUGGCCAAGUCGUCCAAUGAGGAACGACACCAAGAACGCCGCGGCAAGAGUGACGAUGAUGAGAAGUACCAGGACGGUGCUGCCGCUGCACGAGCUGCCGCCAUUGCCCAUUCCAAGAAGAAAAAGACCCCGAAGACCAGCAAGGAAGGCAGCAGCAUGGCUCCGUAUAUGUGGGCCGCUUUGGCCUUCGCCAUUCUGGCUGUCUUGAACGCCGUGUUUCCAUCGCACUCGUAA